AUGUCCGCAAAAAGUACAAUUUUGUACCUUCGUAUCGGAGAGGGAAAGAACCUUCCAAGGAAAGAUAUGUGAGUCCAAACUUUUUUUUUACUCAACUGUAUAUUCAAUGGUUAACUAUUUAACUUUUAACUGAAUCGUGCAACAUGGAGCGCGAUUAUAGACAUUAUACGUAAUGAACACUGAACGGACUCGAUGUUUUUAUUCACGAAAACACAAUGUUGUUUCCGUUUUAUUUAUAGCUCUGGAAAGAGUGAUCCGUAUUGCAUCGUGAAGGUAGACAACGACGUUGUAGCAAGGUAA
This is a messenger RNA of Porites evermanni, 300 nucleotides long. The record is from the annotation of a GenBank genome assembly. Lineage: Eukaryota; Metazoa; Cnidaria; Anthozoa; Scleractinia; Poritidae.